AUCAUGUAAUAAACAUCUAUUAAAAAUCUCCCUUUUAACAUUUAUACAGUAAAUAUUGGUAUAAUAAUUAUUUUAGAUCACAAUGGCCAUGUCCAUGAGCUUGAGGCAAGGCUGUCCUCAUGGCACGAUGCAGAUUCGGUUAUCAUGUAUAUACAUAUACUAUGGCUGUUACACUUCAUCAGUACUAUGACAAAAGAUUACAUAGUCAAUGACAGCCUUUAAAAAUGAAAAGAUGGUAUAAAGUUUUAAUAUGGGAAAACCAUGAGUUGGAAAAUAGAACUAUGUGGGUGAUGAAGUGUAUAAUAAUAAUGAUGAGUAUUGAUAAGAAGAACACAUGUUCUACUUGGGUGGUUUCAAGUCAUUGUCAUACCAAGUGAAGUGAUUCAAACUAAGUGAUAUCAGUACUUGUAUUGGUUCUGUUUUCUUCCUGCGUGUGAAUACUUAUUUUUAUAUAUAGAAACAAAGGAGCAGGUAAUGAUAAAAUAUCAUAAUCCAGUUUUGGAAAUACAAAUAAAUGAGGAAUGUAUGAACUUUAAAAUUGUGUCAUUCUCCUAUAUAUCAUGAUAUAUAUAUUAUAAGCUAGCUCUAGAGAAUUCAUACUAUAUACUUUAAGUAAUUGUAUAGAUUAAAGCUUAUGCAAACCUUUGUCAACUUAAGCUGUGCAGCUCUAAUUUUCUUGUUUCAAGUAAUAUUACUACUGCUGCUGCUGCUACCAAACUUGGGUUUUGUAAACUACACAAGAGUAAGAAGAAUGGUUCAGCAGCUGGGAAUUAUAGUUGUAUUGACAUGUCUUUUUUCACUGUUGAAUUAUGGGGUUGAAAGUAGUGGAGGACUUUCUUAUAAUUUCUAUGAGAAAACAUGUCCACAAGUUGAGAAUAUUAUAAGAGAUGGUCUCAAACCUGUUUUCUCUUCUGAUAUUACUUCACCUGCUGCUUUGUUGAGGCUCAUGUUCCAUGAUUGCCAAGUUCAGGGCUGUGAUGCUUCUAUUCUGGUUGAUCAAGACAGCCAAAAAAAUGAUUCAUCAGAGAUGGCUUCAACUAAAAACUUUGCAAUCCGACAGAGGGAAACGAUAAGCCUUCUGAAGUCCAUGGUUGAAGUAGCAUGUCCUAACCAAGUUUCUUGUGCUGACAUUCUCAUCAUGGCAGCACGUGAGGCAGUAGCUACUUCUGGAGGGCCUCGUAUAGAGGUUCCCUUGGGAUGCAGAGACUCCUCGAGCACUCCAAGCUACGAACUCGCCAAUGCUCUUCUUCCUCCUUCCACCAUUGGAGUUGAAGAACUGCUUCAGAUUUUUGUCAACAAAGGAAUGUCAGUUGAAGAAUCUGUUGCCAUUAUGGGUUCACACACACUGGGAGUAACACACUGUUUGAAUAUCAAGAAUCGUCUUUACGAAGGCGAAGAGGGUCCAAUAACAGGAAUGGAACAUGGGUUUGAAGCGUUUUUAAGAUUAAGUUGUCCUAAUAAUGAGGAAUCAAUGAUGAGUAAGUCGAGGUUUGUGUUGAAUGACCCAACAGCACUUGGGUUUGACAAUUUGUACUACAUUAACGCAAUGAGUGGACAUGGGUUGCUGAGAAUAGAUGCGGAGAUGGUAAUGGACAGUCGUACGACAAACUUUGUUCGUCGUUUUGGUUCUGACCAAGAAGCUUUCUUUCAAGCCUUCGCUUCUGCUUUUGUUAAGCUGUCCAGUUAUGGUGUUCUGGUUGGGAAGAAUGGUGUUAUUAGAAAGAGAUGUGAUGUUGUAGAUUAAGAUUAAGAUUAAGAUUAAGAUUGAAUUGAAGUGUAUGUGUUUGUGUUUUAUUUAAGAUUUUAGUUUAAAAUUAGGUGUCUUUGUGUUCAGUGGUUUUUUAAGAUUGACCUCAUCUUAUUUGAGGAUUAUGUUUAUGGGAUAGAGAUUCAAAUUGGUAAAUUUCGAAUUUAAUAUAUCUAUUUUAUAUAAA
Cannabis sativa is the source of this 1934-nucleotide messenger RNA. RefSeq names its product peroxidase 29. NCBI's taxonomy places the organism in Eukaryota, Viridiplantae, Streptophyta, Magnoliopsida, Rosales, Cannabaceae. The transcript is spliced from 3 exons. The record is from RefSeq and is a predicted model, not a curated record. The coding region runs from base 635 to 1744 and encodes 369 amino acids. Gene Ontology annotation, biological process: hydrogen peroxide catabolic process; response to oxidative stress. Gene Ontology annotation, molecular function: heme binding; peroxidase activity.